GCGAAAGCUCGCGGUCGCUCCGAGGCGCGCGCUGGCGGUCCUCGUUCGCUCCGUUUACCUGAGGGACCCGCGGCCGCCUCCGGCCGCCGCUGCAGCACCGCCCCCCCCACCCCGGGAGCCCGGCUCCGAGGUUUGAGAUAUUUCAAUCAAAGAAUGAAAUAGCUCUUCUUCUAAGAUGGAAUCUGUUGUUUGGGAAUGUGGUUGAUCAACUCGAUAUGUUGGCCAAAUGUACCAUAUGUAAUAAAAUGAAAAGAAGAGGCAAGAUGAUGUCAUUUUCCCAUGUUGUGAAACCAAAAACAAAUGCCUUUUGUGAGACCAAGCUAACAAACCUCUGACAGUGCAAGGAGUAUUUGACUGUUUGAAGAACUUAACAGUAAGAUAGAAGAAGUACUUUCAAGCUCAGACCUGCAGGUGUAUAAAGAUCUGAAAUACAUAUUGAGUAGGCCUGAUCAUCCGAAUCUCAUUUGUUUGAGGAAGCAUGGCUAUGAGUUGGAUCAUCUUCUGUCUGUGGCCCUUGACUAUGUUUGUGGGACAUACAGGUGGGCACAGUUUGUUUUCUUGUGAACCUAUUACCUUGAGGAUGUGCCAAGAUUUGCCUUAUAAUACUACCUUCAUGCCUAAUCUUCUGAAUCAUUAUGACCAACAGACAGCAGCUUUAGCAAUGGAGCCAUUCCACCCUAUGGUGAAUCUGGAUUGUUCUCGGGAUUUCCGGCCAUUUCUUUGUGCACUCUAUGCUCCUAUUUGUAUGGAAUAUGGACGUGUCACACUUCCCUGCCGUAGGCUGUGUCAGCGGGCUUAUAGUGAGUGUUCGAAGCUCAUGGAGAUGUUUGGUGUUCCUUGGCCUGAAGAUAUGGAAUGUAGUAGGUUCCCAGAUUGUGAUGAACCGUAUCCUCGACUUGUGGAUCUGAAUUUAGCUGGAGAUCCUACUGAAGGAGCCCCAGUGGCUGUGCAGAGGGACUAUGGUUUUUGGUGUCCCCGAGAGUUAAAAAUUGAUCCUGAUCUUGGCUAUUCUUUUUUGCACGUCCGUGAUUGUUCACCUCCUUGUCCAAAUAUGUACUUUAGGAGAGAAGAACUUUCAUUUGCUCGAUAUUUCAUAGGAUUGAUUUCAAUCAUUUGCCUCUCUGCCACAUUGUUUACUUUUUUAACUUUUUUGAUUGAUGUCACAAGAUUCCGUUAUCCUGAAAGACCUAUUAUAUUUUAUGCAGUCUGCUACAUGAUGGUGUCGUUAAUUUUCUUCAUUGGGUUUUUGCUUGAGGACCGAGUAGCCUGCAAUGCAUCAAGCCCUGCACAGUAUAAGGCUUCCACAGUGACACAAGGAUCUCAUAAUAAAGCCUGUACCAUGCUUUUUAUGGUACUCUAUUUUUUUACUAUGGCUGGAAGCGUUUGGUGGGUAAUUCUUACCAUCACAUGGUUCUUGGCAGCUGUGCCAAAGUGGGGUAGUGAAGCUAUUGAGAAGAAAGCAUUGCUGUUUCACGCCAGCGCUUGGGGCAUCCCCGGAACUCUAACUAUCAUCCUUUUAGCGAUGAAUAAAAUUGAAGGUGACAAUAUCAGUGGCGUGUGUUUUGUUGGCCUCUACGAUGUUGAUGCAUUGAGGUAUUUCGUUCUUGCACCCCUCUGCCUAUAUGUGGUAGUUGGGGUUUCACUCCUCUUAGCUGGCAUCAUAUCCCUUAACAGAGUUCGAAUUGAGAUUCCAUUAGAAAAGGAGAACCAAGAUAAAUUGGUGAAGUUUAUGAUCCGGAUUGGUGUUUUCAGCAUUCUUUAUCUCGUACCACUCUUGGUUGUUAUUGGAUGCUACUUUUAUGAGCAAGCUUACCGUGGCAUCUGGGAAACAACAUGGAUACAAGAACGUUGCCGAGAAUAUCACAUUCCAUGUCCAUAUCAGGUUACUCAGAUGAGUCGUCCAGACCUGAUUCUUUUUCUGAUGAAAUACCUGAUGGCUCUUAUAGUUGGUAUUCCGUCCAUUUUUUGGGUUGGAAGCAAAAAGACAUGCUUUGAAUGGGCCAGUUUCUUUCAUGGUCGUAGGAAAAAAGAGAUAGUGAAUGAGAGCCGACAGGUACUACAAGAACCUGAUUUUGCUCAGUCCCUCCUGAGGGAUCCAAAUACUCCUAUUAUAAGAAAAUCAAGAGGAACUUCCACUCAAGGAACAUCCACACAUGCUUCUUCAACACAGCUGGCCAUGGUGGAUGAUCAGAGAAGCAAAGCAGGGAGUGUCCACAGCAAAGUGAGCAGCUACCAUGGCAGCCUCCACAGAUCCCGUGAUGGCAGGUAUACUCCCUGCAGUUACAGAGGGAUGGAGGAGAGACCACCUCAUGGCAGCAUGUCACGACUGACAGAUCACUCCAGGCACAGUAGUUCUCAUCGGCUCAAUGAGCAGUCACGACACAGCAGCAUCAGAGAUCUCAGUAAUAAUCCUAUGACUCACAUCACACACGGCACCAGCAUGAAUCGGGUUAUCGAAGAAGAUGGAACCAGUGCUUAAACUGUCCUAGGUGGAAAACCUGUGCCAUCUAAAAAGCAGAUUUUUAUCCUUUGCCUUUGCAUGACUGAUUGCUGUAACUCUCUGUUAUGAUGCUUUCAGUCAGGUGCAGUUUGUGUCCAUUGGAAAAGUAAAUUUUGCUUUUUGUAUUGCAUCAAACUUGGAACAUCAAGGUAUCCAAAAUGCUGAGAAUUAUAUCAUCACGUAAAUCUUAUUUCUAGGUUAUGAAGAAAUAGUUGUCUGGUAAGCAAUUUUAUAAACCCACUUAUUUUAUAUUUAGAAAAAUCCUAAAUGUGUGGUGACUGCUUUGUAGUGAACUUCCGUAUAAUAUCAGAUGGUUGUGAGAUAGCAUUCUGAUAGUUCUGUUAAUAAAACAAAAUUUCAGAAUUAAAGACAUUUUCUAUGCAAGGUUUAUUUCUCAGAUGAAUAGUAGGACUUUGUAGUUUUCUUUCCACUAAGUGAAAAAGAACUGUUUAUAAACUAUAGGAGAAUCUGAUAAAUCAGCAAGGGUAUUUUAGCUAAUAGAGUAUAAAAUCAUAGAAGGAUCUGAUUAGUCUAGAUGGCUCUUUUGAAAUUCUAUCAAAAUAAUCUUUCUGCAGAGAAAUACAGGAAUAGGAUUAGCAAUGGAGUAAAAGCAGAGAUGGGCAUUUUUUCCCCAGUAAUUGUGCUGUUUUUAUUACUUUUGUAAAUAUUACUUUUACUGGCCAUGUUUUUAUAACUUAUGCAUAUGCAUGAUGGAAAAUGUUUAAUUUGUAGCCACAUUUUCCAUGUAGUAUUGAUUCAGGAGUACUUCAUGUUCAAAUCCGUUUUGUGGACGCAUGUAAGAUAAUCAUCACACAUUCUAAGUUUUUUUGUGGUAACCAUAAUUACAAAAUAGCAAAAUGUCUCCUCUGUAUUCGUUGUUGUAUUUUUCUACAGUGAGAUUUGAUCUUGCCAAAGCCACCGGACCUUGGUAUCCAGGCCUCUCCUAUCAGUGAGUUGAUUGUCCGCACUAGCAUUGCCCAAUAGCCAAUAGGCUGCAGCUUUUGCCCCACACCCUUCUUUUCAGAUUCUGGAUCAUUCUUGUUUACAGCUGAAAUAUAUAUAAUCUGAGUCCAAAGUGGUGAUUAAUUUGGGGUAUUUGACAAAUCAUUGUAGCAAAAUCAAGCAUGAUUAGUCUUGCUGUGAAGUAUCUUUUAAUCUUAAAAAUAUCAACUCAAAAAUGUUUGACAUUUUGUCUUUUGAUGUUGAAAUAAUUUGCAGUAAAAACUGUGAACUUUAUUAGGCAUGAAAUUAAUCAGAGGGAACAAAAAAUUCUGGAAAAUGCUGGAUGUGUUAUAUAGAAAAGCAUAUUAAAAUAAGCAGUCCUCAACCCUGACCUUAGAUAAGAAUCACUUGGGGAAUAUCUGAUGCCUGACACUUUCCUCUCAUUCAGAUGAGAAUUGGUAGUUUUGUU
Molecule: messenger RNA, 3911 nt
Organism: Phacochoerus africanus (Common warthog)
Lineage: Eukaryota; Metazoa; Chordata; Mammalia; Artiodactyla; Suidae
Gene: FZD3
Product: frizzled class receptor 3
Exons: 7
Coding region: 479-2479 (666 amino acids)
Biological process (GO): canonical Wnt signaling pathway; non-canonical Wnt signaling pathway
Cellular component (GO): plasma membrane
Molecular function (GO): Wnt-protein binding; Wnt receptor activity
Source: RefSeq, a predicted model, not a curated record